UCAGCCAGCUCCACUGCCAGCCCUCCUGGUGCGGGCAGUGGCAAGGCAUCCCGUCCUGGUCUGCACACCCUGAACCGCAGCCACCUCCAGCGCCUGGCCAUUGCCCAGUCCCGGGUGCUCAUUGCCUCUGGGGUCCCCACCGUUCCAGUGAAGAACCUCACUGGCUCCAGCCCUGUCAACCCAGCACUGGCAGGGAUCACGGGGAUUCUAAUGAGUGCGGCCGGGCUGCCCGUCUGCCUGACACGGCCCCCCAAGCUGGUGCUGCACCCUCCACCCGUCAGCAAAAGUGAGAUCCAGUCCAUCCCUGGCAUCUCCCACACCUGCCGCAAGACCACCAAGAAACAGGCCAAGAAGGGUAAAACCCCUGAGGAGGUACUGAAAAAAUACCUGCAGAAGGUGCGGCAUCCACCGGAUGAGGACUGCACCAUCUGCAUGGAGCGCCUCUCUGCACCCUCUGGCUACAAGGGACCCCAGCCAGCCAUCAAGCCUGACCUGGUGGGGAAGCUUGUGAAAUGUGGCCACGUCUUCCACCUCCACUGCCUGGUUGCCAUGUACAACAACGGCAACAAGGAUGGGAGCCUGCAGUGUCCCACAUGCAAAACCAUCUAUGGGGUGAAGACAGGGACACAGCCCCCAGGGAAGAUGGAGUAUCACAUCAUCCCUCACGCGCUGCCUGGCCACUCUGACUGCAAAACCAUCCGCAUCAUCUACAACAUCCCCCCGGGGGUGCAGGGACCGGAGCAUCCAAACCCCGGGAAGAGCUUCACUGCCCGCGGCUUCCCCCGGCACUGCUACCUACCAGACAGCGAGAAGGGCAGAAAGGUACUGAAGUUGCUGCUGGUGGCCUGGGACCGGCGCUUGAUCUUUGCCGUCGGGACCUCCAGCACCACAGGAGAGUCAGACACAGUGAUCUGGAAUGAGAUCCACCACAAGACAGAGUUCGGCUCCAACCUCACUGGCCAUGGUUACCCCGACAUCAACUACUUGGACAAUGUCCUGGCCGAGCUUGCGGCCCAGGGCAUCACGGAAGAGAGCCUGGCACAGGAGAAGGACUGA
Messenger RNA from Antrostomus carolinensis (chuck-will's-widow), 1056 nucleotides. RefSeq names its product E3 ubiquitin-protein ligase DTX4. The transcript has 8 exons. NCBI's taxonomy places the organism in Eukaryota, Metazoa, Chordata, Aves, Caprimulgiformes, Caprimulgidae. Gene Ontology annotation, biological process: protein ubiquitination; Notch signaling pathway. The annotation marks the transcript as partial. The record is from RefSeq and is a predicted model, not a curated record.